UUGCCAUCCCUCCACCCAGCAUCCUCGUUCCUGGCGCUCUUGUCUUCUGCUGCAGACACUCUCGCCGCUCAUUAGGACGCCCCCACCCCACAUCUGCCCCGUCCUACCAACGCACAAGCCGCCAUGGAGAUAGACGAACGCCGCUACACUGGUACCGUCAAGUUCUUCAACAGCCAGAAAGGAUACGGCUUUAUUGUUCCAGUUCCUCCCAUUCCCGAUGACCCCGAGGGCGAAGUCUUUGUUCACCAUACGGCAAUCAUGAGUUCUUCGCGCUUCAGAAGCCUCGCAGAGGGCGAAGUCGUCGAGUUCCAUCUGCUGCGUGGCCCCAAGGGAAUGCAGGCCGCCAAAGUCACCGGCCCUGGGUUUACCAACGUCAAGGGCGAUCCGAAAGUUUCCACUCGCCGGCGAUCCAGGUCCGGCCAGCAGUCACGAAAUAGCCCGACCAUUCCGCCCCCUCCCUACGACAGCUAUUACUAUCCUGGCCCCGGCGGAUACUAUAUCCCUUCCUACUACUAUCCCACCGUGCCGCAGAUUCCACCCAACCUCUCGCCUGCCGGGUUCUCGGCUGCUCCUCCAAAGGGCUCGCCCAACACCUCCGCUCCGAGCAUGAUGCCCAAGACCUUCUUGCACAUGGAUCCUGGCCAGCCCCAUAGCGGCCCCAGCAGCGAGACCUCGUCUCCCCCCAUGUCCCAGGGCGGACCUCAGUACAUCCCUUACAACUAUGGCGUUAUUGCUCCGCCCCAGUCGUAUUUCAGCCCCUAUCCUCCUGGAAACAUUCGCUGAGGGUAGCGAUGUCACCACCACCGAUGAUCGGUCCAUCAAGUCAGGCCCG
Messenger RNA from Polychytrium aggregatum, 832 nucleotides. RefSeq names its product cold-shock' DNA-binding domain-containing protein. Gene Ontology annotation, cellular component: nucleus. NCBI's taxonomy places the organism in Eukaryota, Fungi, Chytridiomycota, Chytridiomycetes, Polychytriales. The coding region runs from base 124 to 783 and encodes 219 amino acids. The transcript has 7 exons. Gene Ontology annotation, molecular function: nucleic acid binding. Gene Ontology annotation, biological process: regulation of gene expression. The record is from RefSeq and is a predicted model, not a curated record.